This is a messenger RNA of Peromyscus eremicus (cactus mouse), 2752 nucleotides long. It is a transcript of the gene Sparcl1, whose product is annotated as SPARC like 1. The transcript has 11 exons. Gene Ontology annotation, molecular function: extracellular matrix binding; collagen binding; calcium ion binding. The record is from RefSeq and is a predicted model, not a curated record. Gene Ontology annotation, biological process: anatomical structure development; signal transduction. Bases 391 to 2310 code for a protein of 639 amino acids. Lineage: Eukaryota; Metazoa; Chordata; Mammalia; Rodentia; Cricetidae.
GGCUGUUCGCUCCAUACACGCAGCAGAAUUCGCUCGCUCCCCUCUGGGUCUGCGCUGCCUGCAAAGCUCAGCAGCACCGAGGGAAGAGAUCCAGGAAUCUGCAACAGAAACGAUGGCAGUCUGAAAGACCCUCUGGUGCCAACCUCCAAAUUCUCAUCUGUCACUUCAGACCCUGCCUGGCUGACAGGGCAGCAGAAUUUCAACUCCAAUAAACUUGAAUGUGCUUCUAGGCAAAGAAGCCAAGCUAAGGAGGAAGGGGGUUGAAAGAGUUCCUCUUGGGCGGGCGUCUGUCAGACUUUUACUUCCUGUUGUGUGCAAAGAGGGGAUUCAACAUCAGCUGCAAGCUACCAAGGCCCUGGAUCCAGCCACCUCUCGGCAGGUCCAGACAAAAUGGUAGCUGCUCUUUUCUUCCUGUACCUCUUGGGGACUGCAGCUGCAAUCCCGACAAAUGCAAGGUUUCUCUCUGAUCAUUCCAACCCAACUACUGCAACCCUGGUGACGCCCGACGACGCUGCAGCCCCCAGUGUCGGGGUGGAAGCUGCGGCAGAUACAGAAAACCAUGCCAACGAUGAGGCUGAAAAACCUUCAGCACUGAAGUCGGAAGAGGAAACCCAUGAGCAGUCAACAGAACAGGAUGAAACCUACAGCCAUGAGAUGGACCUGAAGGAUGAGGAGGACGGUGAUGGCGAUUUAAGUGUGAAUCUGGAAUAUUCACCCACGGAAGGAACGAUGGAGGUACAAGAAGGGACAAGUGAGCCUGGCCAGAAAAAGCUCCUAGAGAACACCAAUUCCCCUGCUAUUGCCUCGACUUCCUCUGUGGAUUCCAACCAACGUGAAGACGUCACAAAGGGGGAGGAAAGCCAAGAGCAGCCUGUAGGGGACACGAACCAACCGCUGAACAGGAGCAGCGAGCAUAACGGAGACUUGGCGGAUGAUGAAAGCCAGGAACAAGAAGUUCCCGAUGAAGAAGAGGAAGAAGAGCCAGGAGACACUGGUGCUCCCAGCGAGAACCAGGAAAGGGAAAAAGAACUUCCCGAGGAGCAGCCUGCCAGCAAGCAGGAGAACAGUGACCAGACUGACGGCACCUUAGAAGAGUCCAGUGAACCAACUCAGAAAAGCGAGAUGCAGAAGAAUGGGUCUGAGCAAGACAACCCAGGGCAGGAGGGCGACUCCAACGCAGAAGGGGAGGCUGACAGGGCAGCAGGCAGCAGGAAGCAUAUUCAGCACACGGAGUGGCAGGGCCAGGAAGGAAAGGCUGGCCUUGAAGCUAUUGGUAACCAAAAGGACAUGGAUGAAAAGACAGUUUCCACAGAACCCACCGAUGAUGGUGUCAUUGCGACCAGGGAUCAUGGAGCCAGUGACAAUGGGGGCAGUGAUGACUCCAAGCACGGUACAAGUGAUGACUAUUUCAUCCCGAGCCAGGAGUUCCUAGAGGCUGGAGACACAGCUUCCCUUGACUAUCACGUCAAACAUGUUGAGAAAGCAACAGAUGAGGAUGAGAAUGCAGAUAAGAGUGAGGCUGGAGACGACCAAGGGGUCAAGAAAGCCGAGAGCUCACUGAAUGUUGAACCUUCAGAGGAAGGCAAUUUGAGGGGGCGCAGUGCUGGCUCGUGCACGAACUUCCCGUGUAAGAGGGGGCACACUUGCGAAGCAGAUCAGCAGGGGAAACCCCACUGCGUUUGCCAAGAUCCAGAGACUUGUCCCCCUGCAAAAAUCCUUGACCAAGUUUGUGGCACAGACAACCAGACCUACGCCAGCUCCUGUCACCUCUUUGCCACCAAGUGCAGGCUGGAAGGGACCAAAAAGGGACACCAACUGCAGCUGGAUUAUUUUGGAGCUUGCAAAUCUAUUCCUCCUUGUACCGACUUUGAAGUGGCUCAGUUUCCCCUGCGGAUGAGAGACUGGCUCAAAAAUAUCCUGAUGCAGCUUUACGAACCGAAUCCCAAGCACGAUGGUUAUUUAAAUGAAAAGCAGAGAAGCAAAGUCAAGAAAAUCUACCUGGAUGAGAAGAGACUCCUGGCUGGAGACCACUCCAUUGAACUUCUCCUGAGGGACUUCAAGAAAAACUACCACAUGUAUGUGUAUCCUGUGCACUGGCAGUUUAACGAACUGGACCAACAUCCUGCAGACAGAAUCUUGACACAUUCCGAACUUGCUCCUCUGCGAGCUUCCCUGGUGCCCAUGGAGCACUGCAUAACGCGCUUCUUUGAGGAGUGUGACCCCAACAAGGACAAGCACAUCACCUUGAAGGAAUGGGGCCACUGCUUUGGGAUUAAAGAAGAAGACAUAGAUGAAAACCUCCUGUUUUGAAUUAAGAUGUGAAAGAAUCGAAACUUCCCAUCGGCUCCUUCUGCGUUAACCACUUCUGAAUACAUGCAGUCAUAACACUGUAGAUUCAUAUUUAGCAAAAUGUUUGUUUGCAUGUAAGAGAAGACAAUGAUAGUAACUGCCUGAUGGUGAUAUACAUACGUGCUAGGCUUUAUCAUUCCCUUAGGAAAUAAAACUUUAAAAUUAAGUAGACUCAAUGUCUACAAAAGACUGUACUGUCUGGGAACACUUUAGCUCAUAAUAAUGUUACUCUGCAUCUAAUUUUAUAAUUGAUAAUUAUAAAACAUGAAAAAUGUCUUUGUAUUGUGACUAACACCUUAUGCAUGUUAAGGAAGUGAGAUGUUGCAUUUUGUGGUUAAUGUGCCUCAUUUUCAUUAUCUUAAUGUCUAAUAAAGAUCCAAUAAAGUAUCAAAUACCUGCUCAA